AUGCCAACUCUCAACAUCUCGAAACCAGAGAGACGUGGAAGGAAAGACGACAACUACAUCAACGUUCACUCGGAAAGCAACUCUAGUUGCGAAGUUCUCUCGUUAGAUCGCCCGAUUACUGCAUCAAAGGGCUGUCUCGUAUGUUUGAACGAAUGCAGCGGUCUGGACACGUGUGGCAAGUUUCUCGCCUUGGGCGUCGGGUCCCGUUGGACAGUUGUGAAAGAGCAAAGGUUGUGCAGAAAGUGUCUACGGAGGCAUUACGGUGCCUGCCACGUGAAAACACCCUGUGGAAGAAACGGUUGCUCGUUCAUGCACAACACAUUGUUGCACGACGACAAGCGAUAUAACAAACGUUUGACUCCCGAACCAGCGCAGCAGUCUAACGAGAGUUCAACAACACAGAGCUGCAACACGCAUUCGAAGAGGGCGGGAAAGGUUUUAUUUCGGUACGUGCCUGUAACGAUCUACGGUAAAGGAAAGCAAGUGACAACCUAUGCUUUCCUCGACGAUGGGUCGUCGGCGACUUUGAUGGAGCACGGCCUACUGAGAGAAUUAGAUCUUAAAGGAACGCCCUAUCCAUUGUGCUUGAAUUGGACGGGUGGCCACCAGCGGGAAGAAGAUGAGUCAGUCUUACUGACGUUGAAGAUCUCCGGUGUAAACGACACUCCGGAAGUGUUCGACCUUCCAGAGGUUUAUACGGUUAGGGAUCUUUCUCUUCCGAAACAGUCGGUCUCAGUCUCGCAGUUGGCAACUAAGUACAGCUAUCUCAAAGGUUUGCCAUUGAAAUCCUACGAUGAUGUCUCUCCACGGAUCCUUAUAGGGAUGAAUAAUUGCCGCCUGGGUCACGCCCUGAGAAGUGUCGAAGGUGGUGAGAACGAACCGGUGGUGUCCAAAACCCGCCUUGGAUGGAUUAUAUACGGACCUUGCACCAUGGAAUCUGGUACGACGAACUCCGGCUGUAGCAGUUAUCACAGUUUCCACAUCUGUCCCUGUGUUAGGGAAGAAGAAAGGGAUCUGAAUGCGGCACUUAAGGAAUACUACUCAAUUGAGUCGUUGGGAAUCUCUGGUUCACAAAAAUCACUACAUUCAAAAGAUGAGGAGCGCGCGAUUAAAAUUCUGUCAACCGAAACACGACUGGUAGGGAAUCGCUACGAGACCGGCCUAUUGUGGCGCUAUGAUCAAGUACAGCUACCCGACAACAAGGGAAUGGCUGCAAAGCGCCUAGCUUGUCUACAGAAGCGAAUGAGACGGGAACCCGAAUUAGUUGCGGCGAUGCGAUCGAAAAUGCUUGAGUACGAGGAGAAGGGUUACAUUCGGCGACUGUCGGCAAUGGAGAAGGCGGAGAAACAUUCUAACGACUGGUAUCUACCAAUCUUCCCAGUAACCAACCCGAACAAACCAGGGAAGCUACGAAUCGUAUUCGACGCGGCCGCCAAGGUCAACGGCGUCUCACUGAACUCGUUCCUCCUAACGGGACCCGAUCAAUUGGUGUCACUGCUUACAGUUCUGUAUAAGUUUCGCGAGUUUCACGUCGCCGUAGUGGGAGACAUUCGGGAAAUGUUCUUCCAAGUACAGAUGAAGAAGCUAGACCAACGAAGCCAGAUGAUUUUGUGGAGCAACGGUAAUCCGGAGGAUGAACCCGAAGUGUAUGCGGUAGCAGUUAUGACGUUCGGUGCGGCAUGCUCUCCAAGCUGUGCGCACUAUGUCAAGAACCGAAACGCUGAAAGAUUCGAAGAGCAGUAUCCACGAGCGGUAGAGUGCAUAAAGUAUGAGCAUUAUGUCGACGACAUGUUGAUGAGUGUUGAGACUGAGGAGGAAGCUGUAAAACUAGCCAGCGAGGUACGAUCUAUCCACUCUCAGGGAGGAUUCGAGAUACGCAAUUGGUUAUCAAAUUCCCGUUCGGUCAUCGAUAAUCUGCACGAGGUCAGUACCACGGAAAAGAACAUGAGCUUUUGCGCGGAGAUGACGACGGAAAAGGUGCUCGGUAUGUGGUGGGACACCACAACAGACACGUUCACGUUCAAAUUAUCACCGAAGCACGACGAGCAGCUACUUUCCGGAAUCAGGAUGCCAACAAAACGAGAAGUUCUGAGAACACUGAUGGCUAUAUACGAUCCGAUGGGAUUCAUUGGUAAUUUCCUCAUCUACUUGAAAAUCCUGAUGCAGGAAAUCUGGCGUUCCGGAUGUGGUUGGGAUGAUGAAAUCAACGGAAAGCUGGCCGAAAAGUGGCAGACGUGGAUCGAAGCGUUGCCGAACGUCCAUCAAGUUAAGAUUCCUCGCUGCUACCGAAUUAUAACAUCUGCCAAACCAGCCAACAAUGUGGAAUUGCAUAUUUUCUGCGAUGCCAGCGAGAAUGGGAUGGCUGCUGUGGCCUACUUCAGGUUCGAGGAAGAAGGAAAGGUGAAAUGUGCGAUGAUUGGAUCUAAAACACGCGUAGCCCCUCUGAAGUUUCUCUCUAUCCCUCGACUUGAGCUGCAAGCUGCCGUUAUUGGAGCUCGUCUAGCCGACUGUAUCGUCAAAUCACAUCGUAUUAAGAUCAUGCGCCGUGUUUUCUGGACAGACUCCCGUGAUGUGAUAUGCUGGUUACGAUCUGACCAUCGGCGCUAUAGCCAGUUCGUUGCCUUCAGGGUCAGUGAGCUGCUGGAUACAACUCAAGUGGAUGAGUGGAGAUGGUUGCCAACUAAGAUGAACGUAGCGGACGAAGGUACGAAGUGGCAAAGGCUGCCAGACUUACGCCCUAGUAGCCGCUGGUUUCGCGCACAGGAUUUUCUUUGGGAAUCGGAAGCCGAAUGGCCUGGUCACAAUCGAGAUCAAGGAUCAACUGUAGAAGAAAUUCGACCCAGUGUCCUACAUCAUACAGUUACCGAGCCGCUAGUGAGUUUCGAGCGCUUCUCCAAAUGGAAACGUCUGCUGAGAUCGAUGGCAUAUGCCCAUCGUUUCAUCACGAAUCUUCAUAAGCGCAUCGAAGGGGCCACCGCCGAGCUGGGACCACUAACGCAGGAAGAGCUGAAACUGGCGGAAAGCACAAUUUACCGGAUUGUUCAACAGCAGGCAUACCCUGACGAAAUGCGCUUGAUCCGUAGCAAUAGCUCAGAUGCCAGUCCGUGGAAACGUACCUUGCUAAAAAGCAGCUCGUUGUACAAGCUGAGUCCAGCUAUCGAUGAACUCGGUGUUCUACGGAUGCGAGGGCGUAUAAACGCAUGCGAAUGGGUUGACGAGGCGACCAAAAACCCCAUCCUGCUUCCAAGACGGAAUCCCGUGACUGAUCUGGUGCUCGCUGAGUACCACGCUUCUUGCCGUCAUCAGAAUCAUCACACAGCGCUGAACCAGGUUCGAUUGAAAUUCAGCAUCCCUCGUCUUCGUUCAGAGUUCGAUCGUGUACGCAGAAACUGUCAGCGUUGUAAAGUCCGACAAUCAAAGCCACAACCUCCAGCGAUGGGAAACCUCCCGCUUGCCCGUAUGGCAGCAUUUCAAAGACCGUUCUCGUACACCGGGAUUGACUAUUUCGGGCCAAUGUCGGUAACAGUUGGCAGAAGGGUCGAGAAAAGAUGGGGAGUACUACUUACCUGCAUGACAACCCGAGGUGUGCACAUUGAAGUAGCACAUUCGUUAACGACGGAUUCUUGUAUUCUGGCACUGCGCAAUUUCAUUGCGAGGAGGGGUUCCCCGCUGGAGAUUAUAAGCGAUCGAGGAACUAACUUCAUAGGAGCGUCGCGAGAGCUGCGCGAGGCCAUGCAGAAAAUCGACAUGACGAAACUUAUGGUUGAAUUCGUCAGUCCUAACACAAAGUGGACGUUCAAUCCACCGGCCGCUCCACAUUUUGGUGGCUGCUGGGAGCGUUUGAUCCAGUCGAUUAAAAAGAUCAUGAACGAUUUCGACGUCCCACGCCUGCCAUCCGACGAGAUUCUGCGAUCCAUUCUAUUGGAGAUCGAGAUGAUCCUGAACUCAAGACCGCUCACUGACAUACCGCUAGAAAACGACGCGGAACUUCCGUUAACGCCGAACCACUUCCUAUUAGGAUCGGCAGACGGGACUAAGCCCCCGAUUAUCUUCGAUAACGAACCGGCAGCCCUCAAGCGGUCAUGGACGAUGGCCCAGCUGUACGCCGACAGGUUUUGGAAAAGAUGGGUGGCCGAGUACCUGCCCACGUUGACACGCAAGACAAAAUGGUUUCAACCGGUGAGGCCCAUCCAGAAGGGUGAUCUGGUGCUAAUCGUGGACUGCAAUCUUCCACGGAAUUGUUGGCCACGAGGACGUGUGGUCGAAGUGGUUCAAGCCAAAGACGGACAGGUUCGUCGAGUCACCGUGCAGACUGCGACUGGGCUUCUGGAGAGGCCAGCGACCAAGAUUGCGGUGCUGGAUGUCGGUGCUAACGGCGGAGCCAAGUGCGUCCUGAGAGCCAAGUGUGUUCUGGGAGCGAAGCGUGUCCUAGGAGCCAAAUAUGUCCUAGGAGCCAAGUGUGUCCUAGGAGCCAAGUUUGUCCUAGGAGCCGAGUGUGUCCUAGGAACCAAGUGUGUUCUAGGAGCCAAGUGUGUCCUAGGAACCAACUAUGUCCUAGGAGCCAAUUGUGUUCUGGGAGCCAAGUAUGUCCAAGGAGCCAGGUGUGUCCUAGGAGCCAAGUAUGUUCUAGGAGCCAAGUGUGUCCUAGGAGCCAAGUGUGUCCUAGGAGCUAAGUGUGUUCUGGGAGCCAAGUAUGUCAUAGGAGCCAAGUAUGUCCUAGGAUCCAUGUGUGUCCCAGGAGUCAAGUGUCUUAUGAGCUUAUGA
Messenger RNA from Topomyia yanbarensis, 4764 nucleotides. RefSeq lists its product as uncharacterized. The transcript is spliced from 2 exons. Lineage: Eukaryota; Metazoa; Arthropoda; Insecta; Diptera; Culicidae. The record is from RefSeq and is a predicted model, not a curated record. Gene Ontology annotation, biological process: DNA integration. The coding region runs from base 1 to 4764 and encodes 1587 amino acids. Gene Ontology annotation, molecular function: nucleic acid binding.